CGCUCGUUUCAGUGCGAUUAGAAUCGUGUAGGAGUGUGGUGUGCAGAUACUUUGUGCAGUGCUUUUCAGGGGCACUGGAUCCAGUCGUACAUUGUCCAAAACCACAGCAAUAGCUACAGCAUGCCGGAAGCGUCCGAGUGUCAGAUACGGUUUGAUAAUAACCCGUGCGGGGUCUAUUUCCCCGGCCAGUCCCUGUCCGGGUACGUGGAGCUGCGCGUACUGGAAGCGUUCAAAGUAAAAGGUGUCAGCCUGCAAAUCAAAGGAUUCGCCGAGGUGAAGUGGCCGGAGAGCAGCGGUACGGGCAAAUCCCGCCGCACCGUGCACUACCACGGCCGGCAGGACUACAUCAACACGGUCACGUACCUGCAGGGGUCACCGGAGGGCAACCCGUUCGAUAUUGCGCCCGGUACGCACACGUACCGAUUCGGCUGCCUGCUGCCCCCCAAUCUGCCCACCUCGUUCGAGGGCCAGCACGGGCAUAUACGGUACACGGUGCGGGUGGUGCUGCACCGCCCGUGGAAGGUGGAUCCGACGUACAAGGUCGGCUUUACCGUGCUACGGCACGUGAAUCUUAACGAGAAUGCGCUCACGCUCGCGAUGCCCUGCAAGCUGGAGCUGCAGAAGGUGUUCUGCUGCGGGCCGUGCGCCUCGGACCCGCUCCACAUCUCGGCCCAGCUGCCGAUCGGUGGGUACGUGCCCGGGCAAACGAUUGCGGUGCGCAUCGAGGCCACCAACCGGAGCAAGAAGCGGGUGAGCGAGUUCAGCACCAAGCUGCUGAAGAACGUGUGCUACAUCAGCCAGACACCGUACAGCCGGGUGAAGCUCGAGCCGGAGGUGGUGGCGGAGGUGCGCUGUCCGGGGGUGGGGGCCGGCGAGCAGGGCACCUGGGAUCAGUAUCUGGCCAUACCGGCCCUACCCUCGACCAGCAACCAGUGCCAGGUGCUGACGCUUGGGUAUGAGGUCGAGGUGGAGGGCAAGAUACCCGGCCCGAACAUUAAUCCGCGCGUCCGCAUUCCGAUAACGCUCGGCACGGUGCCGUUAGCGGCGCACGCCAUCCCCAGGAUGGAGAUGAACUAUCGGCUAGAAGCGCACCCCGUACCGGAGGCAACCGUGCCAGCCCCUGUCCCCGCCGUACAGGACCCAUCGGCACCGCCAGUACCGUACGAUCAGCUCAAACCCGUCACCCAAGUCACCGGAAGCGUACCCAACGAUCAGCUACCACCACCGACGUACGAGGAGGCGGUAGGAUCCACGCCGGCCAACAUACUGGAGGAAGGGGAAGAGAACACGGGCAGCAAUAAUUUCACACCACAGUACAUGGUGUACCGUUUCGGCGAGUAAAAGCCCGGUGAAGCGGAUGGAGCAUGAUUCAGCGUUGAAAUACUUGAAACACUUACCAAUCCACUAGGAAGCAGAACUCCACGCGGAAUGAGUUCUUUUGCCGUUGCACAAUUAGGAUAAGUAUCGUCUUUUUUUUCUCUUUUCCCUUAAUAAACGUAUUGCAAUAAGUAAA
This is a messenger RNA of Anopheles merus, 1513 nucleotides long. RefSeq names its product arrestin domain-containing protein 3-like. Gene Ontology annotation, biological process: protein transport. Bases 121 to 1341 code for a protein of 406 amino acids. Gene Ontology annotation, cellular component: cytoplasm. The record is from RefSeq and is a predicted model, not a curated record. The transcript has 3 exons. NCBI's taxonomy places the organism in Eukaryota, Metazoa, Arthropoda, Insecta, Diptera, Culicidae.